Molecule: messenger RNA, 873 nt
Organism: Symbiodinium sp. CCMP2456
Lineage: Eukaryota; Dinophyceae; Suessiales; Symbiodiniaceae
Source: the annotation of a GenBank genome assembly
AUGGCUCCUCAGCCCGUUGAGAACGGCUACUCGGGUUUCGAAGAUUCCGAAAACGGUGACUUCGAUCAGGAGUCAGAAGAUGACCAGCGCAGGUCCUGCUGUGCGUCGCCGGCGCCCUUGGCACACAGGGAAACGCCGCGCUUCACCAACGUAGGCUUGAUCGGGGAGACGUCCCACGACGGGGCCGAGCACGUGACGGAUGAGGUCUUCAAUGCUGCAUCACACCUUAUGGGAGGGAUGCUCUCCGUUCUUGGCUCGGCUGUCCUAAUCACCGGUGCAGCAGCCCACUCGAACCCGUGGGGCGUCAUCUCGUUUUCCUUGUACGGCGCCUCGCUGAUGUUCUUGUUUUUCGCCAGCUUUGCGCACCACGCGAUCAAAGGGCCGAAGCCACUCAUGGACCUCCUGCGCACUCUGGACUACGUGGCUAUCUAUUUCCUAAUCCCUGGAACGAUGGUCCCGGUCUGCUUCGUGUGCCUCCACGACACCUGGGUGGGCUGGGUGUUCUUCGGAACCACCUGGGGAAUUGCCUUUUUGGGAGUCUGGUUCCAAUCCUUCUGUCCGCUUGAGUUCCCAAUGUGGGCGAGUAUGACCAUGUACGUCACCCUGGGCUGGUUCGGCGCCUUCCUGGCCAUCCCUGCCUACAAGUGCAUAACCUUCGGAGGCGCGCUGCUACUGCUGCUCGGGGGUCUGUCCUACACCUUCGGAGGUGUCAUCUUCACCAUGCAAUGUCCGAAUCCAAUCAAGGGAAAGUUCGGCUUUCACGAGAUCUGGCAUGUUUUCGUUCUUGUCGGAGCCGCAUUUCACUACGCCUGCAUGCUCUUCUACGUGUUCCCCCACGUGAAGUCCGGUUGUGCCCAAGGAGGCUGCACAUAA